Molecule: messenger RNA, 5097 nt
Organism: Chironomus riparius
Lineage: Eukaryota; Metazoa; Arthropoda; Insecta; Diptera; Chironomidae
Source: the annotation of a GenBank genome assembly
AUGGAAACAACCCCAAGUCCAGCAGAGCCAAGAAUAAGAGUGGGUCCUCAGCACCAGGCACAAUUGCCAGAUUAUCAACCAAUUCAAAAUUACCGUUCCGAAGAAGACGAAGCUAGAGAUCUCGAGGAUCCACGAUGGCGUCCAAAUGUAUUUCUUGAUAAUGACUUGUUGAUGUAUAUCACGGCCGCUCGAUCAAUAGCUGCAUUUCAAGGAAUGUGUGAAGAAGAUGGUUGUAUUGCUGCAAGUCGUGAUGAUACCACAAUAACUGCAUUUGACGUAUUACAUGAUUCUGAUUAUGAUCCAGGUAAAGCAUUAGAAGCAUUAUUAAAGUGUCCUGUAGCAAAAGGUAUUGAGAAAAAAUGGACGGAAGAGGAAACUAAACGAUUCAUAAAAGGCCUCCGUCACUUUGGAAAGAAUUUUUUUCGUAUUCAUAAAGACUUUUUACCACAUAAGCCAACUGCUGAAUUAGUAGAAUUCUACUAUUUGUGGAAAAAGACUCCUGGCGCAAAUAAUAAUCGUCCACAUCGACGUCGCCGUCAAAGCUCGUUAAGACGUAUCCGUAAUACACGAACAAAUAGUACAGCAAGUAAUACAAGCACGAAGAAGGAACAAACUCCCGAACCUCAGGCCCUUACAGAAGUUGCGUCCACGAGAACUUCUUCUGUAUCAAAGGCCGAAGAAAAUUCCUCAAUAAGUGAGGACGAAGCAAGUGAAUGUGAUAGUGAUUCAAGUAAUACAAAUAAAGGUUCAACAAUAGGUGAAGAAUCACCGUCCAGGAUGAGGACGCGAAACAAACAAACUACAAAAGAACAAAACGCCAGUAAAAGGCCAAAACGUGGUACUGAAACUCCAGAGGCUGCUCCUGUUGAAAGUCCACGAACGCCAAAUAGAAAUUCAUCUGGUGGUGAUAGUAAAAAGAAAUCAACGAACAAUAGUAAAGAGACACCGAGUAAGGGUAAAAAACGGGUUAACAAUGACUUGGAAAAUGAGACAGAGGAUAAAGAUGGAAUUAAAAGAAAACGCUCUGAUAGUCCAGCUGAAAGUCUCACAACCGACAGCAGGCCAGGAUCUGUUAUGGAUGAAGGUGAAUCAAACAGUGAGCCAGCUGAAAGUAUGAUAAUGAUGUCAAAAGAUGGUGAAGAGAAAGAUCCACUGUCAAUAGUAAUGCCAGAAACACCAUCGAAUGAUACACAAGCCGGAAAAGAGGAGCAAAAUGAACAUCAUCGCUCACCGUCGGAUGUAGCAACACCAGAAGAUGUCGCAGACAUUCCAGCCCAGUCAUCAAAAACUGCAACAAAUAGCAGCAAUAGUAAUAGUAGUAAUAGUAGUAGUAGUGAUGAAAAAGAGAAGAAAGUUACAGUUCCGACUUCAGUGGGUGGUGAUCAGCCGAAAAAUUCAGCAGUUAUUACGCCAACCACUCCAAAUGCUGUCACAAGUGAUACUAAAGAUAUAGUUCCAAAGGAGCAAGAAAUGCUUUCACGGCUGGCUAAUAUGAAACAGGAAAUUAUUCCAACCACGCCAACGUCACUUCAGCCAUCAGCUACUACAAAAGAGUCUCCAACAACAUUUUCAAUUAAGAAAGAACCAAAUGAAUAUGAAGUUCCACCAAGUCCGAAUGUUACUGAUUUGAAAGUAAAAGUAGAGAUAAAGAGUGAAGCAGCAAGUAAUAAUAGUAAUAAUAAAAAUGGAUCAAAUAAUGUAGCGAGUGAUAUAAGUAAUCAAAUGCCAAAUGAUCAAGAUAACAAUAAUAAUGCAGAAAAUUUAGUAUGUAAGCCAAAUGAAAAGUUAAUAACUGGUGCAGCAACACAACCAACACCAAAAAUGGAGGAGAGGCAAACAGCUGGAACUGAUUAUUCGAUGAAAACAUUUAUGGAACAACAACAACAGUCACAACAAUCUCAACAGCAAUCAUCAUCGAUACAUCCUCCACGUGAUGGCUUUAAGAUUGAACAAAAUGUAAAGAGUGAAUCUAAACCUCCACUCGAAGCACACAAACCAAUUUUACCAACAUUUGUACCAAACGAGAGAGAAGAUGGCAAGUUUCCACAUGAGCCACCUCCAGGAAUGCUUCGUCAUUCGUACGAGCCUCUAAUGAAAUUUGAUCCAAUGAUGAAAUAUGAGCUACCACAUCCUGGCAUAGAUCUUAAAUAUUUACCUCCGGAACAUGCUAGACUAUAUGCAGAUGGUGCACUUAAGAGUCAAUUUUCAGCAGAUAAUCUUAUAAAAGGUUCUUCUCAUUAUCCACCACCUCAUGACUUAAAAUACCCACCAAAUAUGUCAUCACAAUUACCACCAUCAUCACAGCCGACAUCUCAAACGAAUGAUGCACCAGCUCAUGACUCAUCGUCAAGAAUAACACCAAAUCAAGAUUCGCAGGGAAGUAAUAGUAAUUCUCAACCCUCUACACUUCCUUCACCAUCGACGCAAUCGCCUUUAACAUCACAGUCAUCAUCAUUAAAUUCAGCUCCACCACCUCCUACGUCAUUUGUGUCACAUCCUGGCUUAAGUAUAAGUAGUGGGCACUUACCAGCAAAUCAUCCGUCACUAUUAGGAAGUAUGCCACCAUCUCUAGGACCAUCAUCUUUACCACCUACAUCAAACUCAUCGCCUUUCUUACCCAUUCCAACAAGUUUGCAUAGGCCAGAUCCAAUUCAAUCGACGGGUGGAAGAUCAUUUUCAUCAGCAUCCACAACAACAACGUCAUCUUCUAAUUCUAUAUCAUCGGCCAAUAGUGCAUUUGGUCCAGGAAAUUCAUUGUAUUCAGCUUCAAGAAUGUCUGAAAAUAGUCGUGAUGGACUGCAUGCACCACAUAGAACGUCGCCACUUGGGCCUCUUUUACACGGAAGUCCUCAUCCGUUAUUAUCACAUCCAUUACCAUUACAUUUAGGACAUCCAGGUUUGGCUGGAUUACAGCCUCAUCCAGGUGCACAUUUACCGCCACACUUACACAAUCAUUUAAUGCAACCUUUAGGAGGUGGUGGAAAUACACCAUUGCCACUUAUAGGUGGACCCCAACCUUCAACAAAUCCAUUGACUAGUUUAAUUGAGGCUGCAGGCAGAAGAACUCCAACAUCUUCAUCAGUUCCUUCAUCAAUUAAUCACAUUGCGCCCACGUCACUACACAAUUCCGUAAUUCAAUCUCCCUCAGCUCCAUCGAGUCUAAAUUCAUCAUCGUCGUUAAGUCGAACGUCACCUCUUGUGCAUCCGUCAGCAGGUGGUGGAGCUUUUACUCACACACAUCGACCUCAAUCACCAAGUUCUAAUCACCCGGCUAAUCUAAGUCGAAAUAGUCCUUUACAUUUGGGAGGUAAUCAACAAGGUCUUGGCCCAUCACCAGCACAAAUGAAUGCAGCAGCUGCAGAAAGAGAGCGACAUCUUAUGAGACAACAAUCACCUCAUAUGACUCCACCACCACCAACUUCAUCAUCAGGAUCUCUCGUACCAAGUCCAUUAAGUAAAAUGCCUGGUGCGAGCCCACCAGUUGUACGUCAUCCGACAAUGCCAUUACCAAUUCCAUUAGGCAUCGGACCAUCAUCUGGUCUACAAAGCCAAGUAAUGCAUCCAUCUCAAAAUCCAUACUCACAUCAUCUCCUGCAUCCCUCAAUGUUUUAUCCUCAUAAUCCAUUCAAUUCGCCUUAUCCCUAUUCACCUUACGGACCAUCACCUGGAUAUCCUUACAUGAAAGGAGCAGGACCUCUCGAUGCAGGCCCACAACUAAUGCCACAUCAUCCAACCAGUAUUCCACCACCAAGAAAUGAUGAGCCACCAUCGCCGCAUGCAAACGGUCCAAAGUCUGUGACAUCAUUACAUGAUAAAAUCAAAUCGCCAGCACCAUCAAAACCACCUCAUAAUAAUAAUAAUUCUAGUAAUAAUAAUAGUAGUUCGUCAAACAAUCCACAAACACCACAAGGUCCUCAUCAUCAAGGUCCUUCACCUUACUCCUCGCCGUAUGCUCAAUCGCAUGCAUUUAUGGAGAAUACUCUCCCACCUGGCAAAACGAGUCAUAUAGAAGCAUUGAGAGCUCAUGCUGUUAGUGCAGCAGGAAUGGGAAGUCAUCAUCCAACGGAACCAGUUCACAUAGAUGCCGUUGAUAUUGAGCCUGAUCCUGAGCCUCCAAGUCCCGUUCAUCAAAUUGAUCGAGGUCCGAGUCCCGAAGCCAAACCAGAUGAUACAGAAUGUCAUCGAUCACAAUCAGCAAUAUUCGUUCGACGAUGUGAUCGUGGUGAUUAUAAUUCAUGUACAAGAACAGAUUUGGAGUUUAAGCCGACACCCGAUUCAAAACUGGCGAGAAAGCGUGAAGAGCGUGAUAGGAAAUUAGCUGAGAAGGAAAGAGAGAGAAAAGCUCAACAACAAGCAGCACAACAGCAACAGCAACAACAAGCGCAACAAGCAGCAGCGGCAGCUGCAGCACAAGCCAAACUUAAAAACGAAAUUAAAUCUCCAUAUCCAGAUACGCCUGCAUUACGUCAACUAAGUGAUUUCGCAAGACCGCAUGUUGGAUUCAGUCCUGUGGAACAUAUGAUUUCACCUUAUCAUCCACUUUAUAAUCGUGAGAGGGAAUUCGAAGAACUUAAAAAUGCUCAGGGAAUGGGACCGAGUCAAACGCAUCCUAACUGGAUGGAAUUUUACAGAAGAGGUAUACAUCCGCCUUAUCCCAUUUAUCCGGGAAUACAGCAACUUGAGCGUGAACGAUUAGGUCUACCACCAGGACCACCUCAUGGAAUGGAAUUGUCAAAUGAACAAAUGUUACGUUUGGCUGGUGAAUAUCAUGCUCACUCACAUACCCAUUUACACCUACAUUCUUCACAGCAGCCGGAAGCAGUCCAAGGAUUUCAACUACCACCGAAUGUCCCUCCCUAUCGACCGAAUUUACUGAUGCCGAGAGAUCCACAUUCGGAUGUUUUACUUCGUAUGAGCUAUGCUGAUCAGCUUCAAAUAAGUAAUGCAAACAAUUACUUUCAGGCUGCUGAAUUCCAAAGACAAUCCGCUGCAUUUGAUAGAGCUCACUCUAUACAUGAACAAUAUUUUAGACAACAACAAGAGCGAGAAAAGUUGAGAGCAAUGGAAGAAGCAGCAGCACGCGUUGGCAAGCAUUAA